AUGGAAAAAACCAUUCCCUCCGUGAAUGAAAGAUGGAGAUUCUGCGGGUGUGCAUGCUUUUUAGGCUUUAUCACUCUGUUACUCAUGCUCAACCAAAACACCCUUGUGACUCUCCAAAACCAAAACCAAGGCAUAUUGUCACCAAUAUCGUCACCAAUUACACCCAAUGUGACAGACACAGAAGAGUUGCAAGUCUUGGGGGUGUCAGAUCCCAUUGAAGAUGAUCAGAAGCAGAUAAAGAUUGAUCAAGAAAAGUGCAACAUCUUUGAAGGUGAAUGGAUUUACUAUCCCGAGGGAAGUCCUAUGUACGACGGAGCCAAGUGUCCGUUUCUUAGCGAGCAAGUUAGCUGCCAGAGGAAUGGACGGCUGGAUUUCGACUACGAGAAGUGGACUUGGGAAGCAAAAGGGUGUCACAUUCCAAGGCAUAAUGUAGGCAAAGACAUGUUGGAGAAGCUGAGAGGGAAGAGAAUGAUUAUAGUUGGUGAUUCUCUUAACAGAAACCAGUUUGAAUCCAUGGCUUGUCUUCUUUAUACUUCUUCAAACCCUUCUCAAGCCCAUGUUGACGUGAAUAGUGGGUCCUACAAGGUCUUGAGGGCAAAGGAGUAUAAUUGUUCUGUGGAGUUCUAUUGGAGCCCUUUUCUGGUGAAACUUGAAGACAAGAAAAAUGAUGGAGAUCGGAUUCUGAAACUUGACAAACUCUCUGACUCGUUUAAGAAGUGGCAAGGUGCAGAUAUCAUGGUUUUCAACACUGGUCAUUGGUGGGUUCAUCAAGGAAAACUCAAGGCGUGGGACUAUUUUCAGUACAAGGGAAAGCGGAUGGAGAAGAUGGAGGCUGAAGAAGCACUUGAGGUGGCUAUGAAGACUUGGGCUCGUUGGAUCGAGAAGAUCGUCAACCCGGCCAAAACAAGAGUGUUCUUCCGGAGCAUAUCUCCAUCGCACAAAGGAAAUCAAUGGUGCUACAACGUAACGAAGCCGAACACAGACAAUUCUUAUGUCAAACCGUUUGCCAAACAAAUGAUGAAUAUUGUGGAAAGAACAGUUCGGGAGAUGAAGACUCCGGUGACGUACCUGAACAUCACCAAGUUGUCCGAGUACAGAAGGGACGCACACCCGAGCAUUUACAGAACAAUGCAGGGAAAGAAUUUGGUAGCAACACAUCAAAAGGAGCCUCAAAAUUUGGCUGAUUGCAACCAUUGGUGUGUGCCUGGACUGCCAGAUACCUGGAACAGGCUGAUAUUUGCAUCUAUACCCCCAGAAAUCUCCAAAGACAUCUCUCCUUAAACAUUAUCUUUUUUUUUUUUUUUUGAUAAAUGUGCAAAGAGCUAACAGAAACUGACACAUAAAAGAAGUGUUUUGCAAACUUAUUUAUUUUUGGUUAGAAAUACAAAUUUCUUUCUUUACUUUAUUUUUGUUGAAUCUCACUAGGCUCCUAGCCUUCUCUAGUCACGUGUUUACUAUAAUGCAACAUAAAGCAUUACAACUCUU
Molecule: messenger RNA, 1485 nt
Organism: Morus notabilis
Lineage: Eukaryota; Viridiplantae; Streptophyta; Magnoliopsida; Rosales; Moraceae
Product: protein trichome birefringence-like 3
Exons: 4
Coding region: 1-1281 (426 amino acids)
Cellular component (GO): Golgi apparatus
Molecular function (GO): O-acetyltransferase activity
Source: RefSeq, a predicted model, not a curated record